Messenger RNA from Meloidogyne enterolobii, 870 nucleotides. The record is from the annotation of a GenBank genome assembly. NCBI's taxonomy places the organism in Eukaryota, Metazoa, Nematoda, Chromadorea, Rhabditida, Meloidogynidae.
GAUAGUGAACUUGAGGCUCUUUAUGCUUCUUUGGAUGUUGAUACAGAAGAUCCCUCUAUUCGAUUUAAUGCUUUAUACGUCACUGGUACAGUUGAGCAAAUGACUACAUUUGAUAUUUCGAGAAUUUUUGCUUCAUUCAAACCAGAAACUGUUCGACCAUUUCAAACAAAACCAUUGACUGCAUUUAUAGUAACUUUUGCAAAUGCUAUUGAAGCAGCUCAAUUAUUGCUUGAUAUGACAAAACCUUUGAGACGUGUACGUGCACUUAAAAAGCCAGAAGAAGGUGAAUUAAUUAAUAGUUCUGAUGAAGAAGAGGAAGAAGGGCAAGUAAAGGAAGAGGGUGGAGAUGAUGUUGCUAUUGUUAAAGAAGGCAAUGCUCCAAAGAAUGGUUCGGCUCGUUCGCGUCAAAUAAAUUCAGAAGCAGUAGAGGUUAAUGUGGAUACUGUAAAAGUUCCUCAAGGUAAAUGGAGGGUUGUUGUUCAACAUGUGCCUGCGGACAAGCUUAUCUAUGUGCGCUUAGCAAAUGGUGUUGAGCUUAGACAUGCUAUAUAUACGGCUAAAAAUUGGGAAAAUGACGGUAUUAUCUUCCCCUUUAAGGGAAAAUUAUUUUUUAAAACUAAAGGCGAAUACAACUACAAAAACACAAAAAUACGUCCAGGAUUGGAUGUAUUCGAUGAAAAAGGGAAGGAAUUGGAUUGGGAUUAUGAACAUGAUACUCGAUUUUUUGAAGAAGAAAAAUCUCCACAACCUCCCACAAUAUCUGAUGAGAAGCCACCAGAAAAUUUGGAACUUGGUGGAAUUAAAAUUCGUUCGAGAGGUCGAGGAACUAAAAAAUUCUUAAAAGCAUUUUCAAGUGAAGAUUCUGAUUAA